Molecule: messenger RNA, 2022 nt
Organism: Cladophialophora yegresii CBS 114405
Lineage: Eukaryota; Fungi; Ascomycota; Eurotiomycetes; Chaetothyriales; Herpotrichiellaceae
Product: ATP-citrate synthase subunit 1
Exons: 5
Coding region: 1-2022 (673 amino acids)
Biological process (GO): fatty acid biosynthetic process; acetyl-CoA biosynthetic process; tricarboxylic acid cycle
Cellular component (GO): cytosol
Molecular function (GO): ATP citrate synthase activity
Source: RefSeq, a predicted model, not a curated record
AUGCCUACCGCUACCACUGGCGCCGCCAACGGCGUGCCCAAGAUUCAAGUCCCAAAUGGCGACCUUCAAGAUCACGAAACCCCCUUCUCAGCCAACGACAACAUUCGCAGAUUUGCGCCUCCUUCAAGAGCGCUGAGCCCUUCACAAAAUGCUCUCUUCCACAACAAGACAAGAUGUUUCGUCUAUGGCAUGCAACCCAAGGCUGUCCAGGGGAUGCUUGACUUCGACUUCAUCUGCAAAAGAACGACCCCCUCUGUGGCCGGAAUCAUCUAUACCUUCGGCGGUCAAUUCGUUAGCAAGAUGUACUGGGGCACCAGCGAGACUCUGCUACCCGUCUACCAGUCUGUGGAGAAGGCCUUUGAGAAGCACCCUGAUGUUGACACCAUUGUGAACUUCGCCUCUUCGCGAUCCGUCUACAGCUCAACAAUGGAACUGAUGGAAAUCCCUCAAAUCCGCUCAAUCGCAAUCAUUGCUGAGGGCGUCCCUGAGCGACGUGCUCGUGAAAUCAUGGUCAAGUCAAAGGAGAAGGGUAUCACGAUUAUCGGGCCUGCCACUGUUGGCGGUAUCAAGCCUGGUGCUUACAAAAUUGGUAACACUGGUGGUAUGAUGGACAACAUUGUUGCCUCCAAGCUUUACCGCAAGGGUUCGGUCGGCUAUGUCUCUAAGUCGGGUGGUAUGUCGAACGAAUUGAACAACAUCAUUUCCCAGAACACCGAUGGUGUCUACGAGGGCAUUGCCAUCGGUGGUGACAGAUACCCCGGCACUUCAUUCAUCGACCACCUGAUCCGGUACCAACAGGAGCCGGAGUGCAAGAUUCUCCUCCUGCUUGGCGAAGUCGGUGGCGUUGAGGAAUAUCGAGUCAUCGAAGCCGUGAAGAACGGCGAGAUCACAAAGCCAAUCGUUGCCUGGGCUAUCGGUACUUGCGCCAGCAUGUUCAAGACUGAAGUCCAAUUCGGUCAUGCCGGCGCAUCUGCCAACUCUCAGCUCGAAACUGCGCUCGUCAAGAACCAGAAGAUGAAAGAAGCUGGUUUCUAUGUCCCAGACACCUUCGAGGACAUGCCCAAGGUUCUGAGCGAGCUCUACCAAAAGUUGGUCAAGCAAGGCACCAUCACGCCCGCUCCUGAGCCGGCAGUGCCCAAGAUCCCUAUGGAUUACGCUUGGGCGCAAGAACUUGGUCUUAUCCGAAAGCCCGCAUCCUUCAUUUCCACCAUUUCAGACGACAGAGGUCAGGAGUUGCUCUACGCAGGUAUGCCCAUCUCAGAUGUCUUCAAGGAAGAGAUCGGUAUUGGUGGUGUCAUGUCACUCCUGUGGUUCCGUCGCAGACUUCCGCCCUAUGCCAGCAAAUUCUUGGAGAUGGUUCUCAUGUUGACUGCUGAUCACGGUCCGGCCGUCUCUGGAGCCAUGAACACCAUUAUCACCGCCCGUGCCGGUAAAGAUCUGAUCUCCUCGCUCGUCGCUGGUCUAUUGACCAUCGGCUCCCGAUUUGGUGGUGCUCUUGACGGUGCCGCCGAGGAAUUUACUAAGGCCAUGGACAAGGGCUGGUCGCCCAGAGAAUUCGUCGACACCAUGAGAAAGGAGAACAAGCUCAUCCCUGGUAUCGGUCACCGAAUCAAGUCCCGCAACAACCCUGACUUGCGUGUCGAGCUUGUCAAGGACUUUGUCCUCAAGCAUUUCCCGUCUCACAAGCUCCUUGACUAUGCCAUUGCCGUCGAGACUGUCACCACAUCCAAGAAGGACAACCUGAUCUUGAACGUCGACGGGUGCAUCGCCGUCUGCUUCGUUGACUUGCUCCGUGAAGGUGGUUCGUUCUCCGCCGAAGAGGCUGAGCAAUAUCUCUCCAUUGGCAUUCUCAAUGGUCUCUUCGUAUUGGGCCGGUCCAUUGGUCUGAUUGCCCACUUUUUGGAUCAGAAGAGACUUCGCACUGGUCUCUACAGACAUCCGUGGGAUGAUAUUACAUAUCUCCUCCCUACCCUCGGAAAGACGCCCGGAAACGAGGGACGUGUCGAAGUCGACCCCCAGUAG